AUGGCGCUGCGCGACGUGCUGCUGUCGAUAGCGCAGACGCCGCACCGGCUGCGCAGGAGGGCGCUGGUGACGUGGACGCCGGCGCAGGAGCUGAACGAGGUGCGGGACCGGUCGGGGCCGCGCAUGAAGCGGCGGCUCGAGUGGUACGACCUCGUGGGGCUCGGCGUCGGCGGCAUGCUCGGCGCGGGCGUCUUCGUCACCACGGGGAGGGUGGCGCGCGACACCGCGGGGCCCGCCGUCUUCGUGUCCUACGUCAUCGCCAGCGUCUCCGCGCUGCUGUCAUCCUUGUGCUACGCCGAGUUCUCCGUGCGCGUCCCCGUCGCCGGCGGUGCCUUCAGCUACCUCAGAGUAACGUUCGGCGAGUUCGUGGGGUUUUUCGGCGGAGCGAACAUUCUGAUGGAGUACGUGCUGUCGAACGCGGCGGUGGCGAGGAGCUUCACGGACUACCUGGCCUCGACGUUCGGGGUCACGGAACACAACGCGUGGAGGAUCGUCGUCGACGGCAUCGCCGACGGGUACAAUGCGCUGGACGUGCCGGCCGUCGCGCUCAUCCUCCUCAUAACCGUAUGCCUGUGCUAUAGCACCAAGGAGAGCUCGAUGCUGAACAUGGUGCUCACGGUGUUCCACCUGCUCUUCUUCGCCUUCAUCAUCGCGACCGGCCUGUGGAACGGCAGCGCGAGGAACCUCGUUCGGCCGGACGGGCUGGCCCCCUACGGCGUCCGCGGCGUCCUGGACGGCGCCGCCAUCGUCUACUUCAGCUACAUAGGCUACGACUCGGCGUGCACCAUGGCCGAGGAGAUCCGGGACCCCUCCCGCGCGCUCCCCGUCGGCAUCGCCGGCUCGGUGCUCGUGGUGUCCGCGCUCUAUUGCCUCAUGUCCGUCGCCCUCUGCGUGAUGCUGCCCUACACGGAGAUAUCGGAGGCCGCCCCGUUCUCGUCGGCGUUCAGGGAGAAGGUGGGGUGGAGGUGGGCGAGCAGCGUGGUUGGCGCCGGCGCGAGCAUGGGCAUCGUGGCGUCGCUGCUGGUGGCGAUGCUGGGGCAGGCCAGGUACCUGUGCGUCAUCUCCAGAGCGCGUCUCGUGCCGCUGUGGUUCGCCAAGGUCCACCCUUCCACAGGCACUCCGAUGAACGCCACCAUCUUUCUAGGGUUCUGCACUGCAUCAUUAGCACUCUUCACGGAGCUGCAAAUAGUGUUCGAGAUGAUAUCCAUCGGAACUCUGCUGGUCUUCUACCUGGUCGCCAACGCACUCAUCUACCACCGGUAUGUGAAGAUCGGCACAAACCGGCCCCUGCAUGUCCUCCUCUUCCUGCUGCUCCUCACGCUGAGCUCUCUCGGCUUCUCCCUCUCGAGGAAGAUCGAUGGGUGGUGCCGGUGGGGGAUGACGCUGUUUGGGGCAAUCUCCAUAGCAAUCACCACCAUUUUCCACUGCACAGCACGGCAGGACAUCACUGGACCCCCAUUGGAGUGGUCGGUCCCUCUAAUGCCAUGGCCUGCUGCUGCAUCUGUCUUCCUGAAUGUGUUCCUGAUAACCACUCUCAAGAUGAGAUCAUACCAGAGGUUCGGCAUCUGGAGCCUUGUGAUCAUAGUUUUCUAUGUCUGCUAUGGGGUGCACUCCACAUACUCUGCAGAAGAAAAUGAGAUUGUCAAUGCAAUGAUCCAUCAUGCAAAUCUGGACAUAUCUUAG
Molecule: messenger RNA, 1683 nt
Organism: Miscanthus lutarioriparius
Lineage: Eukaryota; Viridiplantae; Streptophyta; Magnoliopsida; Poales; Poaceae
Source: the annotation of a GenBank genome assembly